UGGGUGGGCAAUUGAGGAUGGAAAAAGAAGGUUGAGCAUCGAUGGAAAAAUUAUAGCUGUCUCAGAUGCUGCCCUGACAACCAAUCAAGCCACUGACGGUCUUUUGACGCUCUUCCCAAUCCUGGCAAAUUCCGAACGUACGGGGCUCAACUGGAUGGGGUGAAACUAGGAGAAUCAUUCGAAUGGUGUCAUAUUCUCGACGACACGUACACAUCUCGUUUCAUUGGCAUACGAUCCAGUUCUCGGCAAGAAAUCAGCGUCUCGCUGGGUUCUUGGUUACAAUUUCUCGCUUUGGUGUGGACUUCCCGGCCGAAAGCUCCCCAAUUGUCGGAUGGACUGCUGCUACUGUGGUGGCCAAUUGCAUGUGGAUCAGAACCAACUUUGCUUGUUACUAUUUAGAUGAUCACAUGAUAGGAAUUACGUACGAUGUCUGAAUGGUCCAUACGCUGACUGAGUUGAAAUAGAUGUGGUAACUUUAAUUGUGUAUGGACCAUCGCGGUAGUAAAG
This is a messenger RNA of Zychaea mexicana, 507 nucleotides long. RefSeq lists its product as uncharacterized. The transcript has a single exon. Lineage: Eukaryota; Fungi; Mucoromycota; Mucoromycetes; Mucorales; Lichtheimiaceae. The record is from RefSeq and is a predicted model, not a curated record. Bases 183 to 434 code for a protein of 83 amino acids.